Microplitis mediator is the source of this 3717-nucleotide messenger RNA. RefSeq names its product dynamin-like 120 kDa protein, mitochondrial (gene Opa1). Gene Ontology annotation, cellular component: microtubule; cytoplasm; mitochondrial membrane. Gene Ontology annotation, biological process: mitochondrial fusion. The transcript has 15 exons. The record is from RefSeq and is a predicted model, not a curated record. NCBI's taxonomy places the organism in Eukaryota, Metazoa, Arthropoda, Insecta, Hymenoptera, Braconidae. The coding region runs from base 248 to 3172 and encodes 974 amino acids. Gene Ontology annotation, molecular function: microtubule binding; GTPase activity; GTP binding.
UGCAGUACAGUUGUCAUCGAGUAUUGUCGCUGAAUAGAGAUGUCACCUUUCGUUAAGAGUAAAGAAGUUUUGAGUAAACCUGCAUCUGUGCCCCCGGCUGAUAUGAGAGCAUGAGCUAUAUAACAUGAGCUCAAUAUUAAAUAAUGCAUUUUACAAUUGAGAUUUAAUUUAUUGUAUGGGUGCCAUUGUGUGUUAGAUAGAGAACUUUUUAAAUAAUUUAUUAACCUAUCAAUCAUCACCGCUCACGAUGGAACAAAUUUUAAGAGGAAGAUUCGGUCAUAGUGUCCUAAUUAUAUCCAAGACCUACCGGCGUCCAGUCUCUAUAAUAAAUAGCAGGAGUUUGAUGUCAAAUAAACUCAAUAAAAUUUAUCGACCUUUGCUGUCUAAUCCACACACUCGCUAUUAUUUUAAUCCCACCCGCGGUUACCUUAUGGUUGUUGGUAAAGUUUUAAGAGGUGUUUUAAAAAUACGUUAUCUUCUACUUGGUGGUGCUCUGGGAGGUGGUAUGACACUGCAGAAGAAAUAUGAAAGUUGGAAAGAAGGUUUACCUGGGAUAGAGUGGAUCGAAAAUGUCCUACCGAAUGAUCAACAAUGGCGACAAUUCCGAGAAUCUUUAAUUGAUAUUAAAAAUACUUUUUCUGACAGUAUAGAACUUGAUCCGCGUAUCAAAGAAUAUGGCGAAUCUAAAUACAAUGAGUAUAGAUCUUGGUUCAGCCAAAGACUAGAUGAUGCAAUUAAAGCCGCAGAGACUCGACGAUUGGAAGAAGAGUUUAAUGAUUCGUCGGGUGUAUUCGAAGCAAUCACAGCCGUUGCAAACCAAGUAUAUUCAGAUACAAAAAAUGAGCUCACAAAACAUUCAGUGGUAUUUGCACGGCCGGUGUCUAAUGAAUAUGAGGAAGAAAGACGGAAAGCUCAAUCAACGAAGGAACGUAUGGAUGCGAUGCAGGAAGAAAUGAUGCAGACCCAAAUGAAAUAUCAGCGUGAGCUCGAGAGGCUUGAACGUGAAAACAAAGAACUCAGGAAACAAAUGUUACUUCGCGGUAAUCAAAAAGUCAACAGUCGUAAAAUUAAAAAAUCGCUUAUUGAUAUGUACAGUGAAGUACUAGAUGAAUUAAAUGAUUACGACAGUGCCUAUUCGACUGCAGAUCAUUUGCCUAGAGUAGUCGUCGUUGGAGAUCAAAGUUCUGGCAAAACAUCUGUGCUGGAAAUGAUUGCUCAGGCUAGAAUAUUCCCCAGAGGAGGGGGUGAGAUGAUGACUAGAGCGCCAGUAAAAGUGACUUUGAGCGAGGGUCCAUAUCAUAUUGCUCAGUUUAAAGACAGUUUGCGGGAGUUUGACUUGACUAAAGAGUCAGAGUUGGUUGAAUUAAGACGAGAAGUUGAGUUGCGGAUGAAAAAUAGCGUAAAGAAUGGAAAAACUGUCAGUCAGGAUGUUAUUUCCAUGACAGUCAAGGGGCCAGGACUUCCGCGAAUGGUUCUUGUUGAUCUUCCGGGAAUAAUCAGCACAGUCACAGUGGAUAUGGCCGAAGAUACACGAGAUGCUAUUCGACAAAUGACUCAACAGUACAUGAGCAAUCCAAAUGCAAUUAUUCUUUGCAUCCAAGAUGGUUCUGUUGAUGCUGAAAGAAGUAAUGUAACUGACUUAGUUUCACAAAUGGAUCCAACUGGCAAACGGACUAUAUUCGUUCUCACAAAGGUGGAUGUGGCGGAAGAAAAUUCAACGAAUCCAGAGAGAGUAAAAAAAAUUUUAUCCGGUCAAUUAUUUCCCAUGAAAGCUCUAGGAUAUUUCGCCGUAGUUACUGGUCGCGGUAGACAAGAUGACAGUAUUCAAACAAUCAAAGACUACGAGGAAAAAUUUUUUAAAAAUUCAAAGUUAUUCAAAGAUGGUCAAGUAAUGUCAGGUCAAGUUACAACGAGAAAUUUGAGUCUAGCAGUAGCUGAUUGCUUUUGGAAAAUGGUACGCGAGACAGUUGAACAGCAAGCUGACGCAUUCAAAGCUACGAGAUUUAAUCUUGAAACCGAGUGGAAAAAUAAUUUCCCGAGAUUACGUGAAUUAGAUCGGGAUGAAUUGUUCGAGAAAGCACGUGGUGAAAUACUUGAUGAAAUUGUUAAUUUAUCUCAGUUGUCACCGCGUCACUGGGAAGAAGCCUUGAUGAAUAGAAUUUGGGAUAAAGUUAGUAUUCAUGUGUUCGAAGAUAUUUAUUUGCCAGCUGCGCAGACUGGCGAUCAGAAUACAUUUAAUACUACUGUAGACAUAAAGCUUAAACAGUGGGCAGAACAAGAGCUGCCGGCAAUGAGUGUCGAGAGUGGAUGGGGAACUUUGAAGCAAGAGUUUGAAAAUUUUAUGAAACGUGCUAAGAACAGCGCUGAUCAUGAUGACAUUUUCGACAAUCUCAAAAAUGCGGUGGUCAAUGAAGCAGUUCAUCGGCAUUCUUGGGAAGACAAAGCAUCACAAAUGUUACGAGUUAUUCAAUUAAAUGCACUGGAGGACAGAAACGUUAAUGACAAACGUGACUGGGAUGAGGCUGUGAAAUUUCUUGAAACUUCUGUUAAAGAUAAAUUACAGAGUACUGAACAAAAACUCUAUGAGUUGCUUGGACCCGGUACACGAGAGCGUCUACUCUACUGGAAGUAUCAAACUGAAGAACAAGCCAAGCGGACGGCUGUCAAAAAUGAGCUUGACAAAAUCUUAUACUCCGACAAGAAACAUCCACCGACAUUAUCAGAAGACGAAUUAACAACGAUAAGAAAAAAUUUACAACGUAAUAAUUACGACGUUGAUAGUGAAUUUAUUCGUACCACGUGGACCCCCGUUUACAAAAGAUUCUUUUUACUCCAAAGCUUAGCAAGAGCUUAUGAUUGUAAAAAAGCAUUUUAUAUGUAUCAUAGUGGCCAUGAGAGUGAGACUGAGUGCAAUGACGUAGUUCUUUUCUGGAGGAUUCAGCAAAUGUUGAAAGUAACAUCAAAAGCACUGAGACAGCAAAUAAUGAACCGCGAAGCUCGUAGACUAGACAAAGAAAUAAAAGAAGUACUGGAAGACUACAGUCAAGAUAGUGAAGUUAAACAAAAAUUACUGACUGGAAGAAGAGUAGAAUUAGCUGAAGAACUCAAACGUGUCAGGCAAAUACAGGAAAAACUUGAAGAAUUUAUUCAAGCGCUCAACAAAGAAAAGUGAAUACACCAGCCAGUGGAUUGUGUGGCGCAAAAUCUCAUACAAAACAAUUCGAAAUAUAAAUAAUAAUAAUAAUAAUAACAAAUGUAAUAAUGAGGCAACAAUACGGAGUGAUCGAUUGUUCGACUCGUGUGCAUGUGUGUUAAUACGUUGACACUUGAAUUGAGUUAUUGCCGUGAUGAGACCUGUAAUAAAUUUAUUAAGUCGUGUCCUUGACAUGUUAAAGUGAAUCGUGUAAAAAGUAUCCAGCGUACAUCAUUAAUUUAGUUUAUUGUUAUUAAUGGACAUUAAGUAUCUAAUUCGAAUUUAUUUAUCAACUUAUUACAGUACAGUGCGAUGUUCACAUGUAGAUAAUUAAUUUAAUAAUGUUAUCUCGGCGAAUACACUGCAGGCAGUGCACUAGUAAUGUGCAAAGCUAAAUAUUACAAAAAUUGUAUCAUACCACGACACACGUAGAUAACUUAAAAUUAUUGUUUAUUUUAUUCUGCUUCUCAUGCGCACUUUGCUGUCGGGGAAGCCAAGUAAAUAAAUAAAUAAAUUUUAUUCAU